UUGAUACAAAGCAGAUCAUUUCCUAAGAUAUCCGGGUAAAUGUCACUCGUUUUGGGCCUACCCGAAUAAAGGCCUAUCAUACGUGGAUUGUCCUUAUAGUUACAUGCUUACGCAUUUCGAUUAUGGCGGGAAAUGUGGACGUUGAAUCUGUAGUCGACCGAAUCUUCAGGCUGUUCGAUGACCACGGCAGUGAAGAUUACAUAGGGGAGCCGGUUUCGCAGACUGAACACAUGAUCCAAUGUGCUAUGCAGGCAGAGAAGGGUGGUUACGGGGAGGAGGUCAUAUUAGGUGCGCUGCUACACGACAUUGGGCAUCUCGUUGGCAUGGAGCAAGGCUCAUCUCGCAUGGAAACAGGCGGGGUUGCUUUGGGAGCAGCGAAUCAUGAGAUCUUGGGAUAGAGGUUCCUGCUCGACCUCGGUCUUCCGGAAACAGUUUGCAAGCUGGUCAGAGGUCACGUGGACGCCAAAAGAUACUUGGUUUACAAAAACGAAAAAUAUAGAAAACAACUGUCUGAAGCAAGUAAGAUGACGCUUGUACACCAAGGCGGCCCCAUGGAUGCUGAUGAAGCGGCAUCCUUUGAGGCGUCCCCACACCAUGACCUCAUCCUUCAAAUGAGACAAUGGGAUGAAAGGGCAAAGGUCAAGGGGUUACCGAUUGACCCACUCCAGAAGUACAAGGAAAUGUGCAGGAGAGUUGUUGGAAACUGUGGCAAAGUGUGAAUGAUUUAAUGGAUUUGACGAAUUUUCAUUAAUUCAACAGCAAUUGAUUGCUGUGAAGAUCAACCAUGCCGUUUGGAUUUAUCUUACGUGACGAUUUCUUGCCUUUAAACGAAGUUGGGAUUGUUUGACGUCAUCAAUUACCAUUUUUGCAUUAUAGUCCUAUCAAUCCCAAAUGAUGUGUUUUUCACUGGUUUUUGCAAACAAAAAAGUGUGACAUAAAUAUUUCAUAAAUUUAUUGUAGGCCUAUUAUUAUCCGAUGUCGAUGAAAUGAUCAUGGCAAUGCUCGUAUUUCUUUUUGCCUUUGCAUUCAAAUAUAUAUAUAUAUAUAAUUUUACAUUUCGCUUCAGCGUCUCUUCAAUCCCCUCUCUCACUGGAAAUUAUGGUUUAUGGCCAUCCUUUCCCCGGACAAGUUCCCGCCUUACACACACACAUGCAACCUCUCUCUCUCUCUCUCUGUCUCUCACUUUCUUACUAUAUGUUUGUCCCACCCCCUUCUCUCUUUUUCUUAUUAUUUUCAAACCUAUGCCUUCUCUCGAAGACUAAUUUUAUGUAUUAUGCAUUUUGUCUUACAC
Molecule: messenger RNA, 1291 nt
Organism: Lytechinus pictus (painted urchin)
Lineage: Eukaryota; Metazoa; Echinodermata; Echinoidea; Temnopleuroida; Toxopneustidae
Product: 2-amino-1-hydroxyethylphosphonate dioxygenase (glycine-forming)-like
Exons: 3
Source: RefSeq, a predicted model, not a curated record